AGAAGAGGGCCAUGCCCCAUCGUUGGCUGAGAAUCACUCUCUCUUUCCAGCUUCGUCAAAAACUGAAGUUCCACAUGCUGAUCACAGUGCGCAAGAUUUCAGACGCUAAAACCCAUGUUCAGAAUUCAGAGUUUCAGACCAAGAAGACACCGUGCCUCCACCACUGCACUGAAUCUGAAGCCACCCCCAUUAGGCCAGGCCCAUUCGCCGCGCGCAUCCAAUUCAUCCGCCGCACAAGUCCACAGCCGAGCUUAAUUUAAACUAGUCCUCAAGAACACCGCACAUCCCCACCACCACCACGGCACUCACCUAUAAAUACUGGGCCUCCUCUGCUCCUACACGCCGCCAACCAAGCAAGCGACCAACAAGAACGCGAGCAGCCAGCGCAGUGAUCACAAGGGCCGGCAGGCAGCAGCUCAGCUCUAGUAUGCCACUGCCCAUGGCGGCCCCCGCGAUGGCUCCAGCGGCGCCCUCCUUCCCCAGGCUGAGGAUGCCGCCGCCGCCCGCGAUCAUCACGCUCCCGGACGCCGCGGUCCCGGUGCCGCCGCCGCCGCUCUCGGUCGUGGGCAGGCAGAGCGUCGCGGCCAAGAGCAAGGCCGUCGUGGUGCUGGGCGCCACGGGGACCGGCAAGUCGCGCCUCGCCAUCGACCUCGCCCUGCGCUUCGGCGGCGAGGUCAUCAACUCCGAUAAAAUGCAGCUGUACGCCGGCCUGGACGUGGCCACCAACAAGGUGGCGCCCCACGAGUGCGCGGGGGUGCCGCACCACCUGCUCGGCGUCGCGCUCCCGGACGCCGAGUUCACGGCCGCGGACUUCCGCCGCGAGGCCGCGCGCGCCGCGGCCGGGGUCGCCGCGCGGGGUCGCGUCCCCAUCAUCGCGGGAGGGUCCAACUCGUACGUCGAGGAGCUCGUGGAGGGCGACCGCCGCGCGUUCCGGGAGCGCUUCGACUGCUGCUUCCUCUGGGUGGACGCGCAGCUCCCCGUGCUGCACGACUUCGUCGCCCGCCGCGUCGACGAGAUGUGCCGGCGGGGGCUCGUCGAGGAGGUGGCAGCGGCGUUCGACCCCCGCCGCACCGAUUACUCCAGGGGCAUCUGGCGCGCCAUCGGCGUGCCGGAGCUCGACGCCUACCUCCGCUCGCGCGGCCUCGAGCACGUCGACGACGACGAGCGCGCGCGCAUGCUCGCCGCGGCCGUCGACGAGAUCAAGGCCAACACGUCCCGCCUCGCCUUCCGCCAGCGCGGCAAGAUCCAGCGGCUCGCGCGCAUGUGGCGCGUCCGCCGCGUCGACGCCACGGAGGUGUUCCUGAAGCGCGGCCACGCCGCCGACGAGGCCUGGCAGCGGCUCGUCGCCGCGCCAUGCAUCGACGCCGUCCGGUCCUUCCUGCUUGAAGACCAAGAAUACAGUAGCAUGGUCACCGCCGCCAAAGCCUCCAUCUUUGCCUCCACGGCCGCCGCCGUCGCAGCCGCGGUUGCCUAACACAUGGAACGCUGCCGGGCCGGAGCACACGACCAUCUUGAUGCCAUUGGCGUCGUCGCAGAUCGAGCUCAUCAGCUCAGGAAAGGUAGCAAGACCGGAAUGGCUGCAUGCUCUGCUGCGGUCAAGUUCGCGGUGACCGGGCAGAGUAGCCGCCUGUUCAUACUUCAUAUAUAGUUGACCGACCCUGUUCCGGGGGGGGGGGGGGGGGAGUAAUUGUUUUCUCCCCCAUUUUCUCUGUAAUUUUGUACGGCGAUGAUCGGUUGAGUGCGAGAGCGAGUUUUGAUCAUGUUCCAAGAAUGUGUAGUAGACGGCGGCACUGAUGGUGUAACAGGAGGCUCUUGCUGUAAAAAUAGAGAGAGAUCUUGGUACGUAAAAGCUUCAUGAGCAGAAAUGAUUUCUUAUGAGAUGAGAUGAGAUGUGAA
Molecule: messenger RNA, 1896 nt
Organism: Panicum virgatum (switchgrass)
Lineage: Eukaryota; Viridiplantae; Streptophyta; Magnoliopsida; Poales; Poaceae
Product: adenylate isopentenyltransferase 5, chloroplastic-like
Exons: 1
Coding region: 428-1474 (348 amino acids)
Biological process (GO): tRNA modification; cytokinin biosynthetic process
Cellular component (GO): mitochondrion
Molecular function (GO): tRNA dimethylallyltransferase activity
Source: RefSeq, a predicted model, not a curated record